Ixodes scapularis (black-legged tick) is the source of this 585-nucleotide messenger RNA. RefSeq names its product juvenile hormone acid O-methyltransferase. Lineage: Eukaryota; Metazoa; Arthropoda; Arachnida; Ixodida; Ixodidae. The coding region runs from base 1 to 585 and encodes 194 amino acids. The record is from RefSeq and is a predicted model, not a curated record. The transcript has a single exon.
AUGCACGCCAACAACGACGACUCCCUGACUACACUGAAGCCGGAACUCUACGUGGCCUCUAACCAGAUACAGUGGGGUGUAAAUCUCAAGGCGCUUGAAAACUUCCAGAAGUCGUUCGGUCGGGACGAAAAAGGAGAACAGCAAUACCUCGAUCUGGGCUGUGGCACGGGUGACUUUACACGCGAGGGCCUGCUUCCCCGCUGUCUUCCAUGCCGAAGGAUUGUCGCUGUCGACGUCUCCAGGGACAUGGUGGAGUACGCCAGGAGUCACUUCGCCCAUCCCAAGAUUACAUACGACGUCCUCGACGUUGUUGCAGAUGACGUGUCCGAUUUCGUGGAGCGGCACGGUCAGUUCGACAGUGUCUUCUCUUUCUUCUGUCUAAACUGGGUGAGGAAUCAAGAGAAGGCGCUCAAGAACAUCGCGCUUCUGAUGAAACCCGGCGGCAAUUGUCUGCUCCUCUUCUGCGCCUCUACGCCACUGAUGCGAUGCCACCAGGAGCUUUCUCGGAUGAAGCGUUGGGAGAAAUACGCGCACGUGAGCAAUGCCGACGGUUUUCUUCACGCGAAGUUUAUUUCAGACGCGUGA